Messenger RNA from Humulus lupulus (European hop), 3660 nucleotides. RefSeq names its product probable starch synthase 4, chloroplastic/amyloplastic. Lineage: Eukaryota; Viridiplantae; Streptophyta; Magnoliopsida; Rosales; Cannabaceae. The transcript has 17 exons. Gene Ontology annotation, molecular function: alpha-1,4-glucan glucosyltransferase (UDP-glucose donor) activity. The coding region runs from base 94 to 3240 and encodes 1048 amino acids. The record is from RefSeq and is a predicted model, not a curated record.
UCGAAGAGUCGUUCGGGCGAGAAGUAACGAGUUCAAAAGAGUUUCUCUCUCUAUAAUCCUUAGAGAGAGAGAGAGAGAGGGAGAUUGGAAACAAUGGCGGUGAGACUGUCAACUCUGUUCUUAAACCAGGGAUUGAGUGGACUCAGCUGCAACCACUCUAAUGCCCGUCUCACUUUGUCUUCUUCCUAUCGAUUAUUUCCUGCUUCUUGUAAAAUGCGACAACGUAAUCCCAGUACACCAAAUAAGAGACAGCAGUCUAAAAAAGCUUCUCACGAGCCUUUAAUAAGUGGAGAUUCUGACCAAGAUUCCGACAUUGCUUCAACAGCUAGUGUUCCAAUUUUGAAUCAGGAAAGCGUUUCUAUUGAUGAUGCACAAGAUUUGAACGGUGCAAUUGUCACUAAUGAAACAAAAUCUAUGGAAAGCAUUGUGAAUGAUGAUGCAGCCAAUAGCAUAGAAAUGAAGCGCAAUGAUGUAGCCGAUACCAUAGAAAUGAAGCACAAUGAUGCAGCCAAUACCAUAGAAAUGAAGCAUGAUGAAGCAAAAGAUCUGAGCGGUCUAAUUGCUUCUGAUGAAUUAAAAUCUUUGGUUCUCAAUGUGGAUGAAGCAGAGACGGUGUCGGAUAUUAAACUUGAAGAUUUGAUAGGAAUGAUAAAAAAUGCAGAGAAAAACAUCCUUCUUCUCAACCAAGCUCGGAUUCGAGCACUUGAGGAGCUUGAAAAAAUUGUUGCUGAGAAGGCGGAGUUGCAAGGAGAGAUCAAUAGCUUAGAAUUGAGAUUGGCGGAAACUGAUGCACGAAUUAAAGUAGCUACCCAAGAAAAGGUACAUGUGGAACUCUUGGGAGACCAGUUACAGGAGCUUCGAGACUCCCUCACUCGUAAGGAUGGUGGUGAGAAUCUGAAUGACAGAUUAAGUGAAAUCUCUCUGUCACAUGAAAGUAGCAUGACCAAUCUUACUGUGGAGCUUGAAUCAUUGAGGUCAGAAAAUCUCUCUCUGAAGAAUGAUUUAGAAAAACUUAAAGAAGAACUUGGUCAUGUAAAGAGUACUGACGAGCGUGUUAUGAUGCUGGAAACUGAACGUGCCUCUUUGGAGUCUUCUCUGAGAGAGAUAGAAUCUAAAUUGUCAGUUUCACAGGAAGAUGUAUCAAAGCUUUCUACUUUAAAAGUUGAAUACAAUGAUUUGGUGGAGAAAGUAGAAAACUUGCAAGUACUGCUUGAUAAGGCAACCAAACAAGCAGACCUGGCCAUCACAGUAUUACAGCAAAAUCAGGAGCUUCGAAAGAAGGUCGAUAAGUUAGAAGAAUCUCUUGAAGAAGCCAAUGUCUAUAAGCUGUCAUCAGAAAAAAUGCAGCAGUAUAAUGAUUUGAUGCAACAAAAGAUUAAGAUGAUGGAGGAUCGGCUUCAAAAGUCUGAUGAUGAGAUACAUUCUUAUAUUCAAUUAUAUCAAGAAUCUAUUCAGGAAUUUCAAGAUACACUUAGUAGUCUGAAAGAGGAAAGCAAGAAAAGGACACUUGAUGAACCUGUUGAUGAUAUGCCUUGGGAAUUUUGGAGCCGCUUAUUGCUUAUGAUUGAUGGUUGGUUGCUAGAAAAGAAAAUAUCAUCAAAUGAUGCAACUCUCUUGAGGGAAAUGGUGUGGAAGAGGGAUGGCCGAAUAUGCAAUGCAUAUAUGGCUUGCAAGGAAAAGAAUGAACGAGAAGCCCUGAGUACAUUUCUCAGGCUGACUUCAUCACCAACAAGUCCAGGAUUACAUGUCAUUCAUAUUGCAGCAGAGAUGGCACCAGUAGCUAAGGUUGGUGGUUUGGGUGAUGUUGUGGCUGGUCUUGGUAAAUCACUUCAAAAGAAGGGGCACCUUGUGGAGAUUGUUCUCCCCAAAUAUGACUGCGUAAAAUAUGAACUGAUUCGUGACUUAAGAGAACUAGAUACAGUGGUAGAGUCAUACUUUGAUGGUCGACUAUACAAAAACAAAGUUUGGGUUGGCACUGUUGAAGGUCUUCCCGUUUACUUUAUUGACCCUCUUCAUCCUGAUAAAUUCUUUUCAAGAGGAGAAUUUUAUGGAGAGCGUGAUGAUUUCAAACGUUUUUCCUUCUUCAGCCGAGCCGCACUUGAGUUGCUUCUUCAAGCUGGCAAGAAACCAGACAUAAUUCAUUGCCAUGAUUGGCAGACAGCUUUUGUUGCUCCUUUAUAUUGGGAUCUAUAUGCUCCAAAGGGAUUGAAUUCAGCAAGAAUAUGUUUUACUUGCCACAACUUUGAGUACCAAGGGAAUGCACCUGCUUCUGAAUUGGCAUCUUGUGGUCUUGAUGUCCAUCAGCUUAAUAGGCCGGAUAGAAUGCAGGACAACUCAUCACAUGAUAGGGUGAAUCCCGUAAAGGGUGCAAUUGUCUUUUCUAACAUUGUCACAACAGUAUCACCUACCUAUGCACAGGAGGUUCGGACUGCUGAGGGUGGUCAUGGUCUACAUUCAACACUUAAUUUCCAUACCAAAAAGUUCAUCGGGGUUCUGAAUGGAAUUGAUACUGAUGCAUGGAAUCCAGCUACUGAUGAUUUUAUUAAAGUACAGUUCAGUGUAAAUGAUCUUCAUGGAAAAGCAGAAAACAAAGAAGCUUUAAGAAAGAUGUUGGGUCUUUCUUCGGCCGAUCCGAGAAGGCCUUUGGUGGGUAGCAUCACAAGGUUGGUUCCUCAGAAAGGUGUACAUCUUAUCAGACAUGCGAUAUAUAGGACACUAGAGCUGGGAGGACAAUUUGUAUUACUUGGUUCAAGCCCAGUACCACAUAUUCAGAGGGAAUUUGAGGGCAUUGCAAACCAAUUUCAGAAUCAUGAUCAUAUUCGGUUAAUACUGAAGUAUGAUGAGUCUCUUUCACAUUCCAUCUAUGCCGCUUCUGACAUGUUUAUUAUCCCCUCUCUCUUUGAGCCUUGUGGCCUUACACAGAUGAUAGCAAUGAGAUAUGGUUCUAUACCUAUUGUAAGAAAAACCGGUGGUCUACAUGAUAGUGUCUUUGAUGUUGAUGAUGAUACCAUACCUCUCCGAUUUCGAAAUGGAUUUACAUUUUUGAAUCCUGAUGAACAGGGAGUGAACAAUGCAUUAGAGCGCGCAUUAAAACACUACAACAACAACCGCGAGGGAUGGCAGCAACUCGUUCAGAGUGUCAUGAACUUGGAUUUCAGCUGGGAUUCAUCAGCGUCUCAGUAUGAAGAACUCUAUUCCAAGGCUGUGGCUAGAGCAAAGACGCUGAUAAAUCGUUCUUAAGCUUACUUGAAAAAGGCGACUCAUCUGCCUCUCUAUGAAACACAAUUUUUUUGAUUUGGCUGACAAACGUUGCUUUGCUAUGCUACUUCAUCGAUCCGGCUACCGAGCACAAUAACAGCUUCAGAUGAAACUUUUAAGGCUUGAAGCUGCAUCAAUGGAUGUCCAUGUCCUUCAUGCUUUAACCCUUCACCAAACUUUUCAUUCUUUAUAUAGACAAUUCAUUUCGUUCAUAUAAAUAGUACCACAGUUGUAUAUCAAGGCUUUCUUUUUUAUUUUAUUUUUUUGUCUUUUGAAUUUUCUUUAGUUUAUAUUUAGCUAUUUGCAAUAUCACAUGUAUAUGUUUCGAGUCAUACAGAAAUCAGUGUAAGGAAUCUUGUAAUUGGUUUAUACUCUCAACAAAUUAGUUAUUGUAUUAUAAAA